Messenger RNA from Acaulospora morrowiae, 585 nucleotides. The record is from the annotation of a GenBank genome assembly. NCBI's taxonomy places the organism in Eukaryota, Fungi, Glomeromycota, Glomeromycetes, Diversisporales, Acaulosporaceae.
AAAUAUUUCGAAUUGGUGGUUAUUGUCCGCACACAAAUUAUCUCUUCCUCGGUACUUUAUAAAGAUAUUAAACCACUUUCUCAAAGCGAUUAUGUGGAUCGAGGAUUAUUUAGCGUGGAAACGAUAUCUUUAUUGACUUGUCUCAAACUUCGAUAUCCCAGGCGGGUCCAACUUGUAAGAGGAAACCAUGAGUCGAGGGCUGUAACCCAGACAUAUGGAUUUUAUACUGAAUGCGUUAGAAAAUACGGGUCCACGAACGUUUGGCAUUACUUUACCGAUAUGUUCGAUUUUCUUACAUUGUCUGUAGUUAUCAAUAAUCGAAUAUUCUGCGUACACGGUGGUCUAUCGCCUUCCAUACAUAGCAUAGAUCAAAUCAAGAUUCUUGAUCGAUUCAGAGAAAUACCUCACGAAGGGCCCAUGGCUGAUCUAGUUUGGUCUGAUCCAGAUCCGGACAAGGAUGAAUUCGCUAUUUCACCAAGGGGAGCCGGUUACACGUUCGGUGGUCAGGUUGUAAAAAAAUUUCUUGAAAUAAAUCAAAUGGAUCAUAUAUUACGUGCUCAUCAAUUAUGCAUGGAAGGAUAUCAG